Messenger RNA from Mya arenaria, 2915 nucleotides. Its product is annotated as zinc finger protein 37-like. Bases 142 to 2901 code for a protein of 919 amino acids. Gene Ontology annotation, biological process: regulation of immune system process; regulation of cytokine production; negative regulation of transcription by RNA polymerase II. NCBI's taxonomy places the organism in Eukaryota, Metazoa, Mollusca, Bivalvia, Myida, Myidae. The record is from RefSeq and is a predicted model, not a curated record. The transcript has 6 exons.
CCAAACUAGAACACAAAUAAAGCCUAUUUAUUUUUACAUCUUAAAUCUGUAGUUAGGGUCGCAAGUUGGCUCAACUUAUGUAACCACCUCACGAGCAGAUACCCAGAUACCUGGAUGGAGCUAAGCAGCUUGUAAUCAGUUAUGGCGCACAGGAAGAAACCACGGAUGACGCGACUUAGUCCCACUUCGAAGCUUAUUGCAGAGGAAAACAAAAAAGAAAAGCAUAAAGUGUGGUCUCAGACGAGACAUACCAUACAAGUGUCCACUGAGGUGUGGGAUAUUUGGAACGAGGUCAAGAAAGGCAUGAAAAUUGCCAGGAACGACGAGUUUGCGAUGCGACUCCUAGAAUGUGCUCGCAGGAAUGAAACAGGGAGAGACCUAGCUAUACUAGAAAAAACACCUGUCGAGGCAUCAACCAGAACAACUCCAAUGGCUGAACAUUCAACCCCAGCAUGCAAAGCAGAACCUAGAUUUCCUGUCUCUGAUAUAUCAGAGACCAGCAUGGGUUUCAAUAGGGUAGAGGAAGAGCGGAAUCCCAUGUUCUGUUGGAAGCCAAACAAUACAACCACCACUAUCUCCAGGCGUCCAGAACACAUCCCAGAUCUUCAAGCUAAACUUGAACUUCAUUGGAACCAGGUACUCAGCUUGUCUAAGUUGUAUUCAAGCUUUACCAUUAGGGGAAUUCCAUUGUUUACAUCAUUUAAAGCUAGAUUUGAUCAAACACACCAACCAAAUAAUGCUCCGUCAACAUUCAUUCUCAUUCCCUUUGCACCGCAGCCCGGAACUGAAGUCCUAGAUAUAUCCAAUGGUGGGUCAACCAGUGGAAAUAUUGGUGUUGGUGGCAGAGGGGCUUGUUUCACUCGGACCAUUGGUGACAAUUACUGCUCAACCAGUGGAAAUAUUGGUGUUGAUGACAGAGGGGUUUGUUUCACUCGGACCAUGGGUGACAAUAACUGCUCAACCAGUGGAAAUAUUGGUGUUGGUGGCAGAGGGGUUUGUUUCACUCGGACCAUUGGUGGCAAUAACAGGUCAACCAGUGGAAAUACUGGUGUUGAUGACAGAGGGGCUUGUUCCACUCAGACCAUUGGUGACAUUAAAAUAGUUAAAACUGAGACAAUUCAUUCCUUUCCGAGUACUGAUAUAGAAUCGGACAUUGAUAUUGAUGUCACCACAUGUUCAGAUUCUAAAUUGGACAGUGCUUUUGAUAGCAAUGAAGAGCCAAGUGAGUUAUUGUCUUUUGAAAAUCAUGACUAUGUGAAGAUUAAUGAUUACAUAAAUGACAGAGGGUCAGAGAGUGACGAAGAAGCCACUUUUGAAACAUAUUUGGCGAAUAAAAAUAAAGUUAAGUAUUUCCAUCAUGAUGAUGAUGAAGAACAGUCAAAAUUGUCACUUAGAAAGAGUAACAGGAUAAGAACUGUUGGAUUCAGACCAAAUUAUUCUGCCUUAGAACUGCCCUCCUCUUCAGAAGAAGACAGUGAUUCUGGUCAGGAAAUAGAUUUAAGUGAUGAAGAGAUAGAAAUAGACGUUGAUUCUAAAGGAGAAUCUGCUGAAGGACAAAAGAAAAACAACAAUAAAAGCAAAGAGGAUAAAGACUAUAAGCCUGAUGAUAAAGAUGAUAAAAGUAAAGAAGGUCCGGACUAUAAAUCUGAAGAUGUAGAAACUGAAGGAAAUAAUGGUGUUGAUAAAAAUGUUGAAAACCCACAGACAUUAAAACGAAAGAAUAUCAAAGAUAAUGACCCUGACUUUGAUCUUGAUGACAUUGCUAAGCAGGAAAAGUAUAAGAAAAGAAGGAAACGCCUGAACAAGGAAAUUCUAGGUUAUAAAUCGGGGGAAAAUGUAAAUGGUAGGAGAAAAAAGGAAAACAAUGCAGCAAUGAUGAAAAAAAGAAAUUUGAUGACUUUGAAUGAAGAUAUUGCCAAGUUAAAAGAAACCAACAAAUGGAUAACUGUUGAUUUAGAUAAUGAAAAAGAUAACUUUGAAAUGGUUGAGUGCAAUUCUACAGCACAGAAAGACAGGAAUACAAAUGUAAUUGAGAUGUUAUAUUCCUGCUUAAUCUGCAAGGCAUUGCAAACAGACAAUAGAACUGAGUUUCAAAAUCAUGUCGAAAAUCAUGUGAAUGGUGUUCUGAAAUGCGCACAAUGUGGUUGCGAAUGUAGAGAUCCUCGUACUUUAUUAAAGCACGAAAGAACUGUUCAUAACAUCUAUGGACAAAAUCAAGUGAAUGUAUGUGAGGUAUGCGGGGUUGGGUUUAUGGCCAAUAAAUCAUACAAAAGACACAUGUCUAGAGAGCAUCUGCAGGCUGCGUGGAAUUGUCAAUAUUGCAGUGAGAAAUUUAUGUCAUUAAACUUGCAACAUCUUCAUCAACGUGAAAAACAUACAGAUAAGUUUGAUAUUUGCCAGAUGUGUAACAAAUAUUUCUUUGGAAAAGGGAAAAGCUUUGAGAAGCAUGUGAACCAUUGUGAUGGAAUUGGCAUUCAACGACAAAAACAAUGUAAAGAGUGUGGAAAGUCUUUCCAUCCAGGAAAACUCCAAACGCACAUAAAAACAGUUCAUCAACAACUUAGACGUUUCCAAUGCAAAUACUGCUCAUAUUCUGGUAAAAAUUCGACAAAUCUGAAACACCACCUCCUAAUUCAUGAAGGACGUAAGCCAAACACAUGCCAGGAUUGUGGUCAAUCAUUCACGCAGCCUUACCAGUUGACCUCCCACAUGAGAACCCACACAGGCGAGAAGCCAUUUAAGUGUGACCAGUGUCCCUACGCUGCCGCCUGGAACGUUCAACUGAAAGACCACAAAAAAGCUCAUGACAGUGACCAGGCUGUGACAUGUCCGCAUUGUGGCAUUGUGUUAAAGAACAAUACCUGUUUGAAUACUCACAUAAAGAAAGCCCAUUCAAAAUAAAUAAAAGAUCUAUA